Onychomys torridus (southern grasshopper mouse) is the source of this 1177-nucleotide messenger RNA. RefSeq names its product exo/endonuclease G (gene Exog). Lineage: Eukaryota; Metazoa; Chordata; Mammalia; Rodentia; Cricetidae. Gene Ontology annotation, biological process: apoptotic DNA fragmentation. Gene Ontology annotation, molecular function: nucleic acid binding; single-stranded DNA endonuclease activity; metal ion binding. Gene Ontology annotation, cellular component: mitochondrial inner membrane; nucleus. The transcript is spliced from 6 exons. The record is from RefSeq and is a predicted model, not a curated record. Bases 23 to 1111 code for a protein of 362 amino acids.
CAGUGUUGGCGUCUCUGGAGUUAUGGCUGCUAAGAACUUCGCUUCCCGCCUCAGGGACUCGGGGCGGUUUCUGAAUGGCUUCCUGGCUGGGGCUGUCGUGGGCGCCGCGGGAGCUGGGCUGACGGCGCUGCAGUUGCUCCGGAGCCGGGACGCGGGAUCCCCGCACGAAUCUGCAGAAAAAAUUGUCUUGGAACAGUUUGGAUUUCCUUUAACUGGAACAGAGACCAGGCGUUACACUAAUCAUGCCUUGUCUUAUGACCAGGCAAAACGGGUGCCCAGAUGGGUCCUUGAACAUAUAUCCAAGGACAAGAUCAUAGGUGACGCAAACAGAAAACAUUGUGAAUUCAAGCCUGACCCCAAUGUCCCUUCAACCUUCAGUGCUCUCAACGAGGACUAUGCUGGAAGUGGCUGGUCACGAGGACACAUGGCCCCAGCAGGAAAUAACAAGUUUUCCAGUAAAGCCAUGGCAGAAACCUUUUACCUUUCUAACAUCGUGCCUCAGAAUUUCGAUAAUAACUCUGGCUAUUGGAAUAGAAUAGAAAUGUAUUGUCGUGAGCUGACGGAGAGAUUUGAAGAUGUUUGGAUAGUAUCAGGACCAUUAACCUUACCUCAUACUAGAAGUGAUGGAAAGAAAACAGUUAGUUACCAGGUGAUCGGUGAGGACAACGUGGCAGUUCCUUCACACCUUUACAAGGUGAUUCUGGCUCGCAGAAGUCCAGAAUCUACUGAACCACUGGCACUGGGAGCCUUUGUGGUGCCAAACACAGCCAUUGGCUUCCAGUCCCAGUUAACUGAGUUCCAGGUGAGCCUCCAGGACCUAGAGAAGAUGUCAGGUCUGGUGUUUUUCCCCCAUUUGGACAGAACCAGCAACAUCCGGAAUAUUUGCUCUGUGGACACCUGUAAGCUCCUAGGUUUCCAGGAGUUCACUCUGUACCUGAGCACCAGGAAGAUCGAUGGAGCCCGUUCUGUGGCCAGACUGGAGAAGGUCCUGGAAACUUUGAAGAGCUCGGGGGUGGAACCUGAUGAUUACUUCCUGAGUCGCUAUGGGAAGAAGCUAGAGGAACUGAAAGCUAAGGAGCAGGCGGACACACAGCUGGGAAAGCUGUCCUAGUGAGGUGUGUGCUAUGCACCAUAGUGAGCAGGCACAGGCACACCCUCUCCAGGCAGUUCUGUCUUA